UUAUUCAGUCUCGCUCGUUCUACUUUGAAAGGCAAAGGCAGUUUUGCAAUGUCGAAAAAGCAAAACCCUUUGACGAGCCUCCUUCAGCCCAAAUCUCACAAUGCAACACCGAUCCCGCCGGGAAUGCAAGAGAAAAUGGCCGCUUUUGCUGCCGCAAAACGAGGCGCUACGCCGGGCAUCGACGCGACAACAGCUGCCUUACAGCGUGCUACACUGAGCAAUCCGGUCGAUGCACCGAAUCUCCGACCCGCCAACUCGUUUCCCGCAUCACGCCCAAGAGGCGGUGGAAUGAUGGGUCGUCGAAAGCCGAAUUUCACUCUCAAAGAUAUCGAGGGCGCUGGAGGUGCUGCUGGAGCCGGGCUUGGCGCUGGAAGACCCCCACUCCGCAAUGAUGCGGCCCCAGCCUUUUCCAACUUUUCUAAAAUUGUAGAUCUCUCUGGUGCACUCAAUUUCAACGGUAAAGCGGUCCUUCAUGCAGAUGGGGUGGAUUUCUCCAACGGCGCAUCGUUCCAAAUUAAUAUGACGCAACUGCAACUUGAUGAGGAGCUGGGCAAGGGUAACUACGGAACGGUGAAGAAGGUCCUCCAUCGUCCAACCAAUGUCUUCAUGGCAAUGAAAGAAAUACCGCUCGAACUCUCUCCCUCCAAGCUCGAUGGCAUCAUUAUGGAAUUGGACAUUUUACAUCGAGCAGUAGCUCCCGAAAUCGUAGAGUUCUACGGGGCCUUCACCAUCGAAUCGUGCGUCUACUAUUGCAUGGAGUAUAUGGAUGCAGGUAGUCUAGACAAGGUUCUCGGCAUCAAAACUAUUCAGCAGGGUGGUGGCUGGGUGGGUGAGCUUGGCGAAGGAGCACCGGAGGAUGUUCUAGGUCGCAUUGCGUCAAAUAUGGUUAGAGGCUUGAAAUUCUUGAAAGACAAGCUACAAAUCAUGCAUCGCGAUGUCAAACCGACAAAUGUGCUCGUCAAUCGCAAAGGACAGAUAAAGUUGUGCGACUUUGGCGUCUCUGGACAACUGGACAACUCGAUAGCGAAGACCAAUAUCGGAUGCCAGACAUAUUUUGCGCCUGAACGGAUUCAAGGAACAACAGCGGGAGCCGACGCCGAGGAAGCAUUCAACACCUACACUGUUUCUUCGGACGUCUGGUCACUAGGGUUGUCCAUGAUUGAGAUCGCGCUAGGCAAAUAUCCAUAUCCCCCAGAAACCUACAACAACGUCUUUGCCCAACUACAAGCCAUCGUUCAUGGAGAGCCUCCUCAGCUACCCGAGUCCAAGCCUCAAUCAGACGUCGACCCACUCGAGGUGCACUUCAGUGAAAAUGCGCGUGAUUGGGUUCGGAUAUGCUUGAUAAAAGACCCAGUUAAACGAGCGACAUAUGCUGAUCUGUUGGACCAUCCCUUCCUUGUCGAAGACUCCCAACGGGAGGUCAAUAUGACUGCUUGGGUUGCUGGUGCACUUGGACGACGAGAGCUGCAGGCUCGGCUCCGCCAAGAUCUGCUGGACCCAGAAAUUGCUAACGAGCCAGUUUCUGUGUAA
Mycena indigotica is the source of this 1530-nucleotide messenger RNA. Its product is annotated as Protein kinase domain-containing protein. The transcript is spliced from 6 exons. The record is from RefSeq and is a predicted model, not a curated record. Gene Ontology annotation, biological process: MAPK cascade; protein phosphorylation; cellular hyperosmotic response. NCBI's taxonomy places the organism in Eukaryota, Fungi, Basidiomycota, Agaricomycetes, Agaricales, Mycenaceae. Gene Ontology annotation, molecular function: ATP binding; MAP kinase kinase activity. The coding region runs from base 49 to 1530 and encodes 493 amino acids.